Pteropus alecto (black flying fox) is the source of this 1383-nucleotide messenger RNA. RefSeq names its product T-complex protein 11 X-linked protein 2. Gene Ontology annotation, biological process: regulation of sperm capacitation. The record is from RefSeq and is a predicted model, not a curated record. NCBI's taxonomy places the organism in Eukaryota, Metazoa, Chordata, Mammalia, Chiroptera, Pteropodidae. The transcript has 8 exons. The coding region runs from base 82 to 1383 and encodes 433 amino acids. Gene Ontology annotation, cellular component: acrosomal vesicle; sperm flagellum.
GUUGCAGAUCUGAUAGAGACUGUUAACAAAGUUUCUAAGCUUAGCAUUGCUCAUGAAAUUGUGGUAAACCAAGAUUUCUGUAUGGAAGAGAGUGUUUUACCACCCAACAGUCUGGAAGGCAGGUUUUUUGAGACAAUGUACAAUGCUUUUUGGAACCAUCUGAAAGAGCAACUAUCAAGUACUCCCCCUGACUUCACUUGUGCUCUUGAACUUCUAAAAGAAGUUAAGGAGAUCUUGCUAUCCCUGCUAUUACCACGCCAGAACCGUAUAAGAAAUGAGAUUGAAGAAGCUCUGGAUAUGGAUCUCUUAAAGCAGGAAGCAGAGCAUGGGGCCCUAGAUGUCCCUCAUCUCUCUAACUACGUUCUCAAUUUGAUGACCCUGCUAUGUGCACCAGUCCGAGAUGAAGCAGUGCAGAAACUAGAGAGCAUAACAGAUCCUGUGCAGUUACUGAGGGGUAUCUUCCAUGUUCUGGGUCUAAUGAAAAUGGACAUGGUAAAUUAUACUAUCCAGAGCCUUCAACUCUACCUUCAGGAACAUUCUGUUCAGGAUGAACGAGCUAAAUUCCAGGAACUCCUUGACAAGCAGCCUGAUCUCCUUGAUUUCACUACACAAUGGCUAACCAAAGCAGCAAGAGAUCUCACUACACCAUUUCCAAGUUCUCCUGAGUCUCCCAGCUCCUCCAGCAUGGCCUGUUCAUCUCCAAAUUGGGAAGCUAACAACUCAGAGCUCCCCAGUCACACAAUGGUGCUAUACCAGGGUUACCUGAACCUUCUUCUCUGGGAUCCUGAUGAUGAAGAGUUCCCUGAGACUUUGCUGAUGGACAGAAUACGGCUGCAGGAGAUGGAGUCUCGGUUGCAGCAGUUAACCAUCCUGUCCUCAGUCAUGCUAGUGGCCAGAAGUUUUUCUGGUAAUGCUUUAUUCAGGUCACCUGAAUUUGUGGAUAAAUUGAAAUGCAUAAUCAAGGCCCUGAUGGAGGAAUGUAGCUCUGGGCCUGAAGAGGCUAUGCUGAAUGUGAGUGAACAAGUGUCUCAGGAAAUCCACCAAGGCCUCAAAGACAUGGGCCUCAGUACCCUGAGCUGUGAAAGCACAGCAUCUCUUAUAGGCCAACUCCAAAACAUCUCUAAAAAAGAGAACUGUGUUCGUAUUAUCAUUGAUAAGCGGAUCCGUUUGUUUCUCAGAUGCUGUUUGGUUUGUGGCAUGCAGGAGUCUCUGCUAGACUUCCCUGGAGGCCUUAUUUUCAUCGAGGGCGAGUUGGCAGAACUGGGUUGGAAGUUUGUUAGUCUUAUGCAUCACAACCAGCAGGUAUUUAGCCCCUACUAUGCUGAAAUCCUAAAAAAUAUCAUCCCUUCAGCUCAGGCACGAGAAACAGAAGAGUCUAUCUGA